AUGAAAAUAUUAAAGUUGUCUGCUAAAAGUGAAGAAAUAAAGGAAAUUCAAGCUAUAGCCAACAGCAAGUCUGUCGGGUAUUUUCUCUUUCCAGGAAUGGAUAUUGUGCCAAAAGAAACUUUUUGGCAAUUACAAUUAAAUGAUAAUGAAGUAGAGAAAAUAUUAAAUAAUGGAGUGAAUGUACUUUGUGGAACUUUGAAAUCAACAAUUUAUUUGCCUGGUAAAUUGAGUGGAGAUGAAGCAAUUUAUCUUAUUAAACAAUGGAAAGAGAUGAACGGAGAAGGUAACUUAUAA
This is a messenger RNA of Meloidogyne enterolobii, 294 nucleotides long. Lineage: Eukaryota; Metazoa; Nematoda; Chromadorea; Rhabditida; Meloidogynidae. The record is from the annotation of a GenBank genome assembly.